GGGUAGCGCUCUCAAGCAACGGAAAAGCCGACCUGAAAAUAACGUUGAAUGCUAAAAGUGAUUGAAGAACGAGAUGGAUGUGUGUAAACGAAUGCUGAUUUUAUGGCUAACUUGUUCGCUCGGACCUAUGCUGUCUAUCCAGAUGUGCGAGGUCAUGUGGGAGCUGGAGGCAGAAAAAAUGGAGUGUUUGUCCAGGCUGGAAAAUAUUACUGCAGGUUGUCCAGGUGAAUGGGACCUAGCAUGUUGGCCAUCAGCUAGGGCUGGAGAGAUAGUCACCAUCCCCUGCCCAAAGUACUUCAGCCAUGUCAGUGAUCAGAGAGGAAACAUAUCCAAGAGCUGCACUGCAAAUGGCUGGACAGAAAUAAGCCCAGUUGUUAUCGCCUUCAACUGUGGCUACGACCCCAAUAUCACGGAGGAUGGAAACAUGGGUGACUUCCUGGGCUCUGUGAGAAUUGGAUACACCAUUGGUCAUGCCGUGUCUCUUAUAUCUCUCAUCAUUGCCAUUGUCAUACUGUUCUUUUUCAGAAAGCUCCACUGCACCAGGAACUAUAUCCAUAUUCACUUGUUCAUUUCCUUUAUAUUAAAAGCUAUUGCUGUAAUAAUGAAGGAUGUAGUUCUGUAUGAAGUGGAGGAACCCGAUGAAUGCCAACAUGGAUCUGUGGGCUGCAAGGCAGCGGUGGUGUUCUUUCAGUAUGGAGUUAUGGCAAGUUUCUUCUGGUUGCUAGUGGAGGGUCUUUAUCUUCAUGCUCUCUUGACUGUAUCUUUCUUCUCUGAGAGGAAGUACUUCUGGUGGUACAUUCUGAUUGGCUGGAGCGUGCCGGGUGUCUUCAUAACAAUCUGGAGCAUCACAAAAGCAUAUUUACAUGAUAUUGGAUGCUGGGAUUUUAUUGAUGAUGAUCUUUGGUGGAUUAUAAGAACUCCUACUUUGAUAACAAUAUUGAUGAACUUCAUUCUCUUCAUUUGUAUCAUACGGAUACUUCGUCAGAAAAUCAGCUGCCGAGAUAUCGGGAGAAAUGAGUCAAACCAGUACUCGAGAUUGACAAAAUCAACUCUACUUUUAAUUCCUCUGUUUGGAAUAAACUACAUUAUCUUUGCCUUUAUGCCUCAUCACAUACAGUCUUCUGUGCGUUUGGUGUUUGACUUGAUCCUUGGGUCCUUUCAGGGAUUUUGUGUUGCUGUCCUGUACUGUUUUUUAAAUGGAGAGGUUCAGUCUGAAAUCAAGCGAAAGUGGAGGCGAUGGCACAUGCAGAGGUUUCUGGGAUCUGACACCAAGUACCAGCAUCCCUCAAUGGGAAGCAAUGGCAACAACUUCAGCUCCCAAAUCACCAUGAUGACCAAAUGUAGCCCCUCCACACGACGGGCCUCCGCCUGCCAGGAUGAUUUGUCCCCCGUCUGAUCGAUGAUGAGAGACCAAUGAGUCUGCGCUCUACACACACAAGGCGACUGCCAUCCACGUCUCAAUCAUCUCCAAGGUUGCAGCUCAAUUCCUGUAGGAUUCACAUCACAUCUCACUGCUCCGUAGGAAAGCAAGCACCUUUGUGCUCAUGGUGUUGGAUUGGCAUGUGGUGUACAUGAACGGUUCAGUCAUAAUUAUGGAUUUUUAUAGCCGUGAUCUCUUCAUAAACAUUCACUAGAAGAGAACUCAAAGACCAUGUCAUAAUGUAACUAUUUUUGACAUUUGAAUGUUUAAAGCACACUACUGAUUCCAAACAGCAAGGACACUUUCAGUUUUUAUUAAAAAAUUCCAUUCAGUGAGCACAUUCUGGAUCUUCAGUUCUCACUAAGCUAUACAGACUUUUGCUGAAGAAUAUCGUGGACUGCAUAAAGGAGAAGGAUGUACAUUUGAAUUGUGGUUGCCAUCCAUAAACAGCCACUUAUACACAACGGCACGCUCUGUAAUCCUAGGCAUUAGUGUUUGCUGUGUGUCUGUUAUGGCAUACUGAUCUGUUGUUCCGCUAUCCCAUUCCCUUAUUAUGCUGCUUAAGAUUCCCCAGACUCUUAAUAAACUGUAAAUCUGAAUUGUGACCUUUCUGUCUUUUGUAUCUAGUUUUGUUAUUCCGUAAGAAAUAAUGUGACGAUUGAACAUUUUGCUAAUAUCUUGUAUAUAAAUCCUAACAAUUUGUGUCAUCAUGUGAUUAGAUCUUGGUGUACAUGCAUGUGAACAGAAUCAACGCAUAUUGAGAGUUGUGUCUUUUACUGCAGUGUAUAGUGUGUCAUCAUAGAUUAUGUUUACAUCAAUCAUUUGAAAACGUACAUAUGUUGUGUAACGUGUUGCAUAUGGAAAAUUCUCAGAGAUGUCUUCUUAAACAGCACCUAUUGUCCGAUUCACGUUUUUUAAAUUUCUUUUGGUGUGUAAGUGUGUAUUAGUACAUGUUAACGAUAUGCAAAAAGUACAAACCCCAAAGUAAAUAAUGACACGAGUAUCGUUUCCAACAUAAAUCUCUUUUCUUGGACUACAACAAACACACAGAUUGUAGGCAACAGUUUACUUCCUGGGAUUGGUGACUCACAGCCUGUAAGUUAACUCCUGUUAGCAAACAAAUCUUUUAAACAUGGUAAGGAGCGUCACAUUUCCGGCUGAGAUCAGAGGUUUUCAGGCCAAUCACAACGUACAGAUUAGCUGGCCAAUCAGGGACACAGCGCUUUUCAAAUCCGUGCGUUUCAGGAAGAGAGUGAAAUCUGGGGUUACAAAAUGAUGUUUUUUAAUCAUAAACCACGCGAACACAUUGUAUUUUACCAAAUACACAAAAUAACGUUGUUUUUAGCAAUUAAAAAGGUGCUCUUUAAAAGACAGUAUUUGGUCUCUCUUUCUGUCAAAAGAAUGUUUGUUGUGCAACCUACAGUAGCUGUUGCUGCUAGCUUGACCUAGAAAUGGCCUUGCAUGUUUACAUACACAGUUUUUUAUCCAAAUGUAAUUAAGAUAAAGAGUCGAGAGAAAAAAACUUGUAGUAUUGGGCUAUUUUUAAACGUCUUGUAGAUUUUGUUGUAAAAAGAAAACAGAUCAGUUUGGACAUCUUUUAACUUUUAAGUGUUUACUGUAUUAUGCUCGUGGCUGCUGGAUAGUAGGGGAGAGCAGGGCACAACCUAAUGCUUUUUGGCUUUGGCUCUAUCAUUCAAAAAUAUUCAAGUUAGAUAAAUAAUUGUUUUACACCAUCAACACACACAUCUCUGCUACAAGUGAACAGCAGAGUUCGUUUGUGGAACCUGCUGUUGUCGUACAAAUUCACUGAAAGGGACAGGAGUGCAAAUGUUACAACUUACCCCAUAGGUGGGGUUAAUUGUAACAAACAGAGGGUUUGUUGUAACACCUGCAAGAAAAUUUGGUUAAAAGACAAAUAAUUCAAUACAAUUCUGUCUAUAUACUUAAUGUGGAUAUUGUUUAUAUAUCUGCUAUAAUAGAUGAAUGUGUGAAUAUCUAUCCAUUCAUGAUCCUUCAUCUAACCAUCUUUGUAUUAUGCAUCAAUGACAAAAAAUAUCAUAAUUGUAAGUUUUUUCCCCUGAAAUUGUAUUAACAGUUAUCAUUAUUAAUUGUUUUCAUUUUAUUAUCAUUGUAUAUUGGAGGCUUAGUUGUAACAAUGUGUUACAACUAACCCCGCUUUGUAAAAAAAAUUUCCAAUCCCAGCUAUCAGUUACUACUGUAGGAGUUGUUGACAUGUUUUAAAAUUGUGUUAUGUUUUAGGUAAGACAGUGAUUCAAAUAAUAUAAGGUUGGAUUUGGUGACUAACACACCCAACUUAGAAAUCGAAAAAACUUAAAAUGAAGAAAUGUACUUUUAUGACUCCAAAGCACUUUUUUUUCAAUAUCUUAACCAACACAUAAAAACUUUUCACAAAUUGUCAGGAGAUCAUCUUCUGACAGAAAGAGAAAAAGACCAAAAGCACAGAUUGCUCGGCCCGGUAGAAAUAUGUAAAGUUGCUGCGUUACAAUUAACCCUGCGUUAGUUUGUGCCCCGCUCACCCCUACACUUUGGCAUCCCAUUACUUUUGUUAAAAAUUAUUACGAGUGCAAAUUUAUGUGCUUUUGGUGUGAGAAAUGUUGUAAUUUAAACAAGUUUUGACCUUUGUUGUAUUCAACAAUUAAA
Messenger RNA from Paramisgurnus dabryanus, 4081 nucleotides. RefSeq names its product vasoactive intestinal peptide receptor 1a (gene vipr1a). The record is from RefSeq and is a predicted model, not a curated record. Gene Ontology annotation, molecular function: G protein-coupled peptide receptor activity; vasoactive intestinal polypeptide receptor activity; peptide hormone binding. Gene Ontology annotation, cellular component: plasma membrane. NCBI's taxonomy places the organism in Eukaryota, Metazoa, Chordata, Actinopteri, Cypriniformes, Cobitidae. Gene Ontology annotation, biological process: cell surface receptor signaling pathway; adenylate cyclase-modulating G protein-coupled receptor signaling pathway.